This is a messenger RNA of Rhagoletis zephyria (snowberry fruit fly), 1743 nucleotides long. Lineage: Eukaryota; Metazoa; Arthropoda; Insecta; Diptera; Tephritidae. The record is from RefSeq and is a predicted model, not a curated record.
AUGAAAUCCGACUACAUCAUCCGCUCAUCACUGCCUCCCAUUGAGUAUCCAAACAUUUCGUUGGGAGAAUAUUUUAUCAAUGCCCUCAAAGCACGCCACCCAGACACCAUUGCCAUUAUUGACCCUAAAUCGGGCGUCACCAUCAGUUAUGGCGAGCUGCACGCUAAAGCCUCCCAGUUUGCUCUGGUUCUGGUCAAACUGGGCGUCACGUCCUCUGAUCUGGUAAUGUUUUUUGCCGACAACAGCAUUGAGUACGUGGUGGCCCUCUACGGCGCCGCCUACCUCGGGGCGGUCACUCUGACGCAGUCAAAACCGGCGAAUGGCGCCUACGAAAUGGCCCAGCAGCUGCUUGACUCAAAAGCAACUGUUCUAGUGUUUGGAAAUCAACAGGUUCCGGUAGUGCACAAGGCUCUCAAUUCACCGGAAUACUCCUCCGCUGUACAACAGCUGAAGCUUUUUGUACAGUUGAGCAACAGCCAAAAAGGGGUUGAUGAUCAGCUACAAAACUCUGAAACACUGCGUGGAAAAAAACUGCUCUCGUUUGGUGAAAUUUGCAACCAAUGGAAAAGCUUUAAAUCCCAACCCCAAAAUUUGCCAACAGUUCCCUACUUUCCAGUUCACAAUCCCGCAACAGAUCACGCCCUCAUCGUCUACACCUCCGGCACAUCAGGUCAGCCGAAGGGGGCCAUCCACUCGCACCGUUCCUUCAUCGCCGGUCAACUUAAUCUUCGACUUCCGGCGCACUUUGAGGGCUUUAAACUGGCAAUGCAGUACCCGCUUGGUCACCUCUCCGGAACCAUCUUCAUUCCUCAGGCCUUCGACGCCGGCAUGACUGUAGUCCUUUUUGACGACUCCGCUCUGGAGCCCAUUCUCCAGGCAGUUGACCGGUACCGAAUUGAGGUGGCCUUCUUCACGGCAAACGUCGCCUCCAGGCUGGCCACGGAGGACUUUGCUUCACUGUCUUUAGAUUUAAACUGUCUGAAGGCGUUCCGCUACGCCGGCGCCAAAAUUGCGGACCACUUGCUGAAGGCGAUUCAAACUCGAUUCGGCGGCGCCGAGCUGUGGAACCUCUACGGCAGCACCGAAAUGGUGGGCACCGUAGUGACGGUAGACCGGGCCCAGGCCGGUCCGGAACACUUUGUUCCCGGAAGCUUAGGAGUAGUCCUGCCCAACAUUGAGCUGAAGAUUGCCGAUCUGGAGAGCGGCGAUCAGCUGGUGGCACUUCCUCCCGGAGAACUAGGUGAAAUCUGCUUCCGAGGGCCGCCCUGCUUUCUCGGCUACCUCAACAAUGAGAAGGCGACAAGAGAAACGAUCAGCCAAGAGGGCUGGUACCGGACAGGUGACGUCGGCUAUUUUGACCCAGCCAGUGGGUGCCUUUUUGCGGCGGAUCGCCUCAAGGAGCUGGUCAAGUUUCGCAUCUGGUCAGUGGUGCCCGCCGAGGUAGAGCAUUUUCUCCUGCAGAAGUGUGCUCCCGCCAUUGCGGAAGUUUGCGUCGUCGGCGUGCCCCACCUCACUGACGGACAGUGGCUGAGGGCGUAUGUGCAAAGGAAGAAAGAGGGACUUCCGGUAGAGGAGGCAGAGGUGAUGAACUUGGUUAAGCAAAACAUGGGCUUUCAGAAACAGCUUCGCGCGGGGGUGCAUUUCAUCUCCAAAAUGCCUCGAACGGCCAUCGGAAAGAUUGAUCGAGCGUAUUUUAGAAAGCUGGCGCAGCAGGAGCUGCUCACUGAUAUUAGCGAAGACUAG